GGAGAAUUAAUAUUUAUGGAAAUUAAUAAAGAAGCUUGCGAUAAAAACGAUAGAGAAUGGGGUUGUUACUCUGAUACUUACCAGGCUGUGCUAGAGAACACUACCAUUCAGAGCUCAAUGAUUUUAUAUAGCAUCACUAGAGCUAAGGACCACUCAAGAAUCUGAGAGGUGGCAGUUGGAUGCGGACUAGCAUCAAGGAUGUUUGUCUCAAAUAUUAUGAAGAAGAAUGCUGUAUACUUUGCUAGUGAUAUAGCUGAUGGGAUGAAUAAAAACUAUGCCGAAGGAUUCAAAAACUCAGACUGAGCUCUAAAUCCUAAAAUUAAGUAUGAAUGGAUAGAAGAUUCAGAAUCGGUGAAUGUCUCAGAACUCUGUGAGAAUGAAGAAAGGGAAAUAGAUAAAAAGGUUUUUCAUUUGAAGGCUAACAAUGAAGAACUUCCAUAUCCGGAUGAGUCCUUUGAUUGCUAUUUAUCCAGUCUUUCCCUCAAUCUUGUAGACAAUCACAUGAACCAGCUAAAUGAAUCUUAUAGAGUACUCAAGGAAGGGGGUACUGCAGGGUUCACCAUCCUGGGAAGGUAUGAAAAAUGAAAUUACAUCACUUUUAUUCCUGAUGUAGUAAAGAGUCUUGGUCAUGAAUUUGCUCCUACUACGAUAAAACACCCAGCUUAUCUAGGAGACAAAGAUGACUUAGAAAAGGAUAUGAAAAAGGUCGGAUUUCGUUCUGUCAAAACUUACUAUACCAAAAUCAAUAUUUUGUUCCAGAAUGAAAUGGAGUUAUUUAAGUUUAUGGCAAACUGCCCAGCUACUCGUCAUUGCCUAGACAAACUUACCGAAGAAGAGAUGGAAGAGUUUAUGGUAGAAUACAAAAAACAAUAUGAUGAGAAAUUUGGAUUUGCCACUUCAGAUCCUCUUGAAUGGGAGAUCCUUGUUGCAAUUGCAGUAAAAUAAAUGAUUCUUUCAAGAAUUAAUCGCAUAUAUUGAAACAAGAUUAAGAUAUUUUUAUUCUAAUCUUUCUGC
Messenger RNA from Moneuplotes crassus, 1014 nucleotides. NCBI's taxonomy places the organism in Eukaryota, Ciliophora, Spirotrichea, Euplotida, Euplotidae. The record is from the annotation of a GenBank genome assembly.